GUACUAUCGAUGUGGCCUGAGGAAGGAGCGGCUCCACGUCAGCCAUCGCCGGAGCGGGAGCGCCGCGGGCACAGCUCCGCACCGGGCCCGACUGGACCGCACCGGGCCACCGCUCCACCGGGUUGUCUGAUACUCCUGUCAAAAUACUUCUUCCUCUGAGAAAACUUGUGUAACCAAGAGCCAUGACUGCUGCAGAGAACGUGUGUUACACGUUAAUCAAUGUUCCGAUGGAUUCAGAACCACCUUCUGAAAUCAGCUUAAAAAAUGACCUAGAAAAAGGAGAUGUCAAGUUGAAGACAGAGGCCUUGAAGAAAGUAAUCAUUAUGAUUCUGAAUGGUGAAAAACUGCCUGGGCUUCUGAUGACCAUUAUACGUUUUGUCCUGCCUCUCCAAGAUCAUACCAUCAAAAAGCUGCUGCUUGUUUUUUGGGAGAUAGUGCCCAAGACCACCCCAGAUGGCAGACUCUUGCAAGAAAUGAUCCUUGUGUGUGAUGCAUACAGAAAGGAUCUUCAGCACCCGAAUGAAUUUAUUCGAGGCUCUACUCUCCGUUUUCUUUGUAAGCUGAAGGAAGCAGAAUUGUUGGAGCCUUUGAUGCCAGCCAUUCGUGCAUGUCUGGAGCACCGUCACAGCUACGUGCGCAGAAAUGCAGUUCUGGCCAUUUACACCAUUUAUAGAAAUUUUGAACAUCUCAUACCUGAUGCUCCUGAACUGAUCCAUGAUUUCUUGGUGAAUGAGAAAGAUGCAAGCUGCAAAAGAAAUGCAUUUAUGAUGCUAAUUCAUGCCGAUCAGGAUCGAGCUUUGGAUUAUUUGAGUACCUGUAUUGACCAGGUCCAGACAUUUGGUGACAUACUACAGUUGGUUAUUGUUGAAUUAAUUUAUAAGGUCUGUCAUGCAAAUCCAUCGGAGAGAGCUCGCUUUAUUCGCUGCAUCUACAACUUGCUGCAGUCAUCCAGUCCUGCAGUGAAGUAUGAAGCUGCAGGCACUCUAGUUACACUCUCCAGUGCACCAACAGCAAUCAAGGCAGCUGCCCAAUGCUACAUAGAUUUGAUUAUUAAGGAAAGUGAUAAUAAUGUGAAGCUGAUUGUUUUGGAUCGGUUAAUUGAAUUAAAGGAGCAUCCCUCCCAUGAACGAGUGUUACAGGAUCUAGUGAUGGACAUCCUGAGAGUGUUGAACACCCCAGACCUGGAAGUGCGCAAAAAAACCCUUCAGCUGUCUCUGGACCUUGUCUCAUCAAGAAACGUGGAGGAGCUUGUGGUUGUUCUGAAGAAGGAAGUGAUUAAAACUAAUAAUGUGACAGAGCAUGAAGAUACAGACAAGUAUCGACAGCUGCUUGUUCGUACCUUGCAUUCCUGUAGCGUUCGGUUUCCGGACAUGGCUGCAAACGUUAUCCCAGUGCUGAUGGAGUUCCUUAGUGAUAACAACGAAGCGGCAGCUGCUGAUGUCCUGGAGUUUGUGAGGGAAGCGAUCCAGCGAUUUGAUAACCUCAGACCUCUUAUUGUUGAGAAGAUGCUUGAAGUUUUUCACGCUAUUAAAUCUGUCAAGAUUUACCGAGGUGCUUUAUGGAUCCUUGGAGAAUAUUGCAGCACAAAGGAAGAUAUACAAAGUGUAAUGACAGAAGUUCGCAGAUCACUGGGAGAGGUCCCAAUAGUAGAAUCGGAAAUCAAGAAAGAAGCUGGUGAGCUGAAACCUGAAGAAGAGGUGUCCGUUUGUCCAACCCAAAAUUUGUUGACAGACAUGGGUAUUUAUGUCACACAAAGCCCUCUCAGUAGUUCCCAACCUUCCAAAAAGGAAGAUGACAGACCUCCCUUACGGGGAUUCCUGCUCGAUGGCGACUUCUUCGUUGCAGCUUCCCUUGCUACAACUCUGACUAAGAUCGCUUUGCGAUAUGUGUCACUUGUUCAGGAAAAGAAAAAACAAAAUUCCUUUAUUGCUGAGGCUAUGCUGCUGAUGGCCACUAUUCUCCAUUUGGGAAAGUCUUCUCUCCCUAAGAAGCCAAUUACAGAUGAUGAUGUGGAUCGUAUUUCCUUGUGCCUGAAAGUUUUGUCAGAAUGUUCUCCUCUUAUGAACGAUAUUUUCAACAAAGAAUGCAGGCAGUCCCUCUCUCAUAUGCUGUCAGCCAAGCUAGAAGAGGAGAAACUUUCCCAGAAGAAAGAAUCUGAGAAGAGGAAUGUGACAGUUCAGCCGGACGAUCCCAUUUCCUUCAUGCAGCUUACUGCUAAAAAUGAAAUGAACUCAAAAGAAGACCAGUUUCAGCUUAGCCUUCUCGCAGCAAUGGGCAACACGCAGAGGAAAGAGGCUGCUGAUCCUCUUGCAUCCAAACUUAAUAAGGUUACUCAGCUGACAGGUUUCUCAGACCCUGUCUAUGCAGAAGCAUAUGUCCAUGUCAAUCAGUAUGACAUUGUGCUGGAUGUGCUGGUGGUCAACCAGACCAGCGAUACUCUGCAGAACUGCACGCUAGAACUAGCCACACUAGGUGACUUGAAACUUGUGGAAAAACCAUCUCCUCUGACACUUGCUCCACAUGAUUUUGCAAACAUUAAAGCUAAUGUCAAAGUCGCUUCAACGGAGAAUGGAAUCAUUUUUGGUAAUAUUGUGUAUGAUGUCUCUGGAGCAGCCAGCGACAGAAACUGUGUGGUCCUCAGUGACAUUCACAUUGACAUCAUGGAUUACAUCCAGCCUGCUUCCUGCACGGAUGCGGAGUUCAGACAGAUGUGGGCAGAAUUUGAGUGGGAGAACAAAGUUACAGUGAAUACAAACAUCAUUGAUCUAAAUGAAUACUUACAGCACAUACUGAAGUCAACCAAUAUGAAAUGCCUGACUCCAGAGAAGGCACUUUCUGGUUAUUGUGGCUUUAUGGCAGCCAAUCUUUAUGCACGUUCCAUAUUUGGAGAAGAUGCCCUCGCAAACGUCAGCAUUGAGAAGCCAAUUCAUCUGGGACCAGAGGCGCCAGUCACCGGCCACAUACGGAUCCGCGCAAAGAGUCAGGGGAUGGCCCUGAGUCUUGGAGAUAAGAUCAAUCUCUCUCAGAAGAAAACAAAUGUAUAAAUUUUACCUAAUGUCUUUUCAAGUCUUUUACAAUUUAACCUUUAGGUAUGUGGCUUUUGGGAUCCAGAACAUCUUAUAUUCUCCAGUGUUCUGUAAUUGUAGAAGCCAAGCUUUUGAGCUGAAAGCAUUCCAGCAGAUAAUUUAUAGGUUCUCCAUGAUUGAUACUGAGUAAAACUUUAAAUCUCCAGGUUUUUUACUCUGUCCUGGAAGUCAUGUUUUCUUUGUCUCUAAUACACACUGAUGCUCACAGUACAAUAAACAAAUUAUGCCAGUACUGUUUUGUCUGUAAAUUAUAAUCUCUAUUGUUUGAUCAGUGUUAAGUCUGGGUAGGGGUGUUAUGGUGCUGUAAGAAAACAGGUGUGUAAUAGCUGAAGUGUUUGCAAUAAUGGCUAGGCUUGAAUUCUGUGAAUGUCUGAUCAUGGAUUAAAAUACUCUGGCAUGCCUGGGAGAAUGUAUAAUCCACCACUAAAUCAAAGGCUGUGUAUCCUAAAUGGUGAGUUUAGCAACACAAUCACUUGGCACAGACAAGCUUGUAAUAUCAGAAAAGAAAUGGUCAAAAUUCAGCUCCUACCAGUAAGUAGUAGAACCUUUAACUUUGCUUCUGAAAUGCUUUCCUGACAGUGUUUCUAUGAGUAAUGUAACAUUGCUGGUGGUGUUCUUGUUGUAAAUACAAAAAAGCAGCCAAGUGCCACAUUAGGCC
Dryobates pubescens (Downy woodpecker) is the source of this 3744-nucleotide messenger RNA. It is a transcript of the gene COPB1, whose product is annotated as COPI coat complex subunit beta 1. Gene Ontology annotation, biological process: intracellular protein transport; intra-Golgi vesicle-mediated transport; endoplasmic reticulum to Golgi vesicle-mediated transport. The coding region runs from base 183 to 3044 and encodes 953 amino acids. NCBI's taxonomy places the organism in Eukaryota, Metazoa, Chordata, Aves, Piciformes, Picidae. Gene Ontology annotation, molecular function: structural molecule activity. The record is from RefSeq and is a predicted model, not a curated record. The transcript has 22 exons. Gene Ontology annotation, cellular component: COPI vesicle coat; cytoplasm.